Phlebotomus papatasi is the source of this 858-nucleotide messenger RNA. RefSeq names its product trypsin-1-like. Gene Ontology annotation, biological process: proteolysis. The transcript has 3 exons. Bases 28 to 801 code for a protein of 257 amino acids. Gene Ontology annotation, molecular function: serine-type endopeptidase activity. The record is from RefSeq and is a predicted model, not a curated record. NCBI's taxonomy places the organism in Eukaryota, Metazoa, Arthropoda, Insecta, Diptera, Psychodidae.
UCCAAGUUGAUACAAUCGUUUGAAACAAUGUUUCGUUUGGUAAUUGUUUGUGCUUUGAUAGUGGCAGUUUUAGGGGCCAGUGUUAAGAAUCUGACUAGACCACGACUUGACGGACGGAUUGUUGGUGGAAUAGCAGUUGAUAUUUCAGAGGUACCCCAUCAAGUAUCCCUUCAACGACAUAAUUCACAUAGUUGUGGUGGCUCAAUCAUCAGUUCUAAUUACAUCCUAACAGCUGCUCACUGCACAGAUCAAGCAAUUGUUAGUUCAUUGAGUGUGAGAGCCGGAUCCAGCUUCUAUUCCAGAGGGGGAGUAGUGGUUGGAGUGAAGAGAGUCAUUCAACAUCCACUUUUUAAUUAUAAUACCAUUGAUUAUGAUUUCGCGAUUUUGGAACUUAAAUCAUCUCUCAAAUUUAGCAAGAAUUGUAACUUUGUGAAAUUACCAAAACAGGAUGAGCAAGUUCCUGAUGGUACUAUGUUGAUGGUGUCUGGUUGGGGAGAUACUCAGAAUGCACAUGAAUCUCGAAAUCAGCUACGCGCAGCCAAAGUACCAAAAUACAAUGAUAAGGCAUGCAAUGAUGCCUACAAAGGUUUUGGUGGAAUCACUGAAAGGAUGAUGUGCGCCGGGGUAUUGGAAGGUGGAAAGGAUGCUUGUCAAGGAGAUUCCGGUGGACCUCUGACCUGGGAUGGAGUCGUAGUAGGUGUGGUAUCAUGGGGAUAUGGCUGUGCAAAACCGAGAUACCCAGGAGUUUAUUCCCGUGUAUCAGCAGUACGGGAUUGGAUAAAAGAAUCGGUUGAUGUUUAAUGCGCUUGACCGUAUAUAAUAUUUUUGGUUAAUAAAUUGGACGUUUUCUGCAUCAAA